GCACUGCUACAACAUGGGCUACUUGUACAUUAACUCUGCAACUCACCAUGCAAACCCAUCAUCUCCCCCUAUACAUUUGGCAACUUCUCAGCACAGAAAUCAAAAAGCUCAUUUGAUUGUUAGCAUGUAGGAUUCACUAUCAUGAUACACAAGAAGCAGCCAAUUACUGAAAAGUUUUGAGCUUACUCGUUGCCCUACCCAGAAAAGUUUGCUGAUGUUCUGGCAUAUGUUUCUAUGAUCUCUCCAGGAGGAGACAGCUCUGUAGCCAUCUCAUUUGAGAAUAAAAUCUGGAAAGAAAGUCAAGUUCUCUCACCUGUCUGUAUUGCCUGAUAAUAGAACUGUCAAUUGAAUAAGUUAGGAAGGUUUCUUAAGAUAUUAAGGAGCUGGUGGAGAGGAAAUGGGAGGAUUUGGUAAAGAGAAGGUUCAUCCUGUCAUUAUGAGUAAGCAUCGGGAUGGAACAAAUACAAGCAAGAAACGAGUUCAAGCAUCAUCAGUCAUGGAAUCCCCACUGCAUGAGAAGGACCAAUUACAGUCAGUGUCAACUUCAAUGGAUUCACAGAUUCAAUCCCGCUGCCUUGUCUGUUUGGGCAACAAUAGUUGCCGGACGGUUCGUUCAAGAACAAAGCUGAUGAACAUUUUGAUUGAAAAAGGAAAGCCUCAAGAAGCCCAGUUAAUUUUCAACAGUUUAACCGAAGAAGGACACCGGCCAACUCUUAUAACAUAUACAACUCUCUUAGCAGCCUUGACCCGCCAGAAGCGUUUCAAGUCCAUUCCUUCACUCAUCUCCAAGUUGGAAAAGAAUGGUCUAAAGCCUGACUCUGUAUUUUUCAAUGCCAUGAUCAAUGCUUUCUCUGAAUCUGGGAAUGUUAAAGAAGCCAUGAAAAUCUUUCGGAAAAUGAAGGACAGGGGAUGUAAGCCUACAACUAGUACCUUUAAUACCUUGAUUAAAGGGUACGGGAAUGCUGGUAUGCCAGAAGAAUGUCUGAAGCUGCUAGAUUUAAUGUCACAGGAAGAAAAUGUGAAGCCUAAUGAUAGAACUUUCAAUAGUCUUAUCAGAGCAUGGUGUAACAAGAAGAGAAUAACAGAAGCAUGGAAUGUAGUGUACAAGAUGGCUGCAUCUGGUCUGCAACCCGAUGUUGUCACAUAUAACACACUAGCAAGGGCUUAUGCACAGAAUGGGGAGACUAGUAGAGCCGAAGGAAUGAUAUUAGAGAUGCAGAACAACAGAGUUAUGCCCAAUGAGCGAACUUGUGGCAUCAUCAUAAAUGGAUAUUGCAAAGAAGGCAAAAUGAAGGAUGCCUUGAGGUUCUUGUACAGGAUGAGGAAUUAUGGCGUGCAUCCCAAUCUUGUUAUCUUCAACUCUCUUAUCAAAGGAUUUUUAGACAUUACAGACACUGAUGGAGUUGAUGAGGCUUUGACGUUGAUGGAAGAAUUUGGCGUCAAACCAGAUGUGGUAACAUUUAGCACGAUAAUGAAUGCAUGGAGUUCAGUAGGUCUCAUGGACAAGUGCCAGGAGAUCUUUGAUGACAUGGUGAAGGCUGGCAUAGAACCUGAUAUCCAUGCAUUCAGCAUUCUUGCAAAAGGCUAUGUGCGCGCUGGAGAACCUGAGAAAGCCGAGUCCCUCCUGACAGCCAUGGGCAAAUCUGGUGUGCAGCCAAAUGUUGUAAUUUUCACUACCAUUAUCAGUGGAUGGUGCAGUGCAGGAAAAAUGGAAUAUGCUUCCCGAGUUUAUGAGAAAAUGUGCGAAAUGGGCAUUUGCCCCAAUUUAAAAACUUUUGAGACUCUAAUAUGGGGUUAUGGAGAAGCAAAAGAACCACAGAAAGCAGAAGAAUUGCUUCAAAUUAUGGAACAGAAGGGUGUUGCCCCUGUCAAGAGCACUAUCCAGCUGGUUGCAGAUGCCUGGCAUGCCCUUGGUUUAGCGAAUGAAGCCAAGAGAAUAAAGAAUGAUGUUGAAGAAGCUCCCAAAGUCAUGAUAAGUACUAAGGAGGAUGAUGUAGCAGCAGAGAGCCUGGAAAGGAUUUAUCAGAAGCAAAACUUGAAGGCUUCAUAUUCAGAUAUUGUACAGGUCCCUGGUAUAGUCAUGACUGAUCAAAACGGGUCCACUGCUGCAAACAUAAGAAGCCGGAUGAUCAUGAAAGGACCCGGGUCUCCACCGGAGAAUUUGUGGACUGCGACGAAAUCCAUGUUUCUUGCUCAAGCAUCUGGGUUCAGGGUGAGGCCAUCCUUUAUCUGCAGGACCCAGUUCCAAGGCCAGGUUGGGGUAUGUGGGCAAUGUGUUAAUUCAUGUAGAUUGGUGUUUCUAACCUAACAAAACCCCAUGUGGCUGAGAUGUGGGAAGGAUUGGCAUGUCCCUAGCACUCAACCCAAGCUGUAGAUAGUAAAGGGAGCCUUGUUGAAUUUCAAAAUCUUAUGGAAUCACAAACAUAUACCCUCCAUUUUAUUUGACUUCACUAGUCAAUUUGUAUUAAUGUAUCUACGCUAUUUCUGUUCAUUCAGAGGCAGACGAAGACACUGUCACAUUCUUUAUGAAAGUAAUGAGGCCAUCCUUUAUCUGCAGGACCCAGUUCCAAGGCCAGGUUGGGGUAUGUGGGCAAUGUGUUAAUUCAUGUAGAUUGGUGUUUCUAACCUAACAAAACCCCAUGUGGCUGAGAUGUGGGAAGGAUUGGCAUGUCCCUAGCACUCAACCCAAGCUGUAGAUAGUAAAGGGAGCCUUGUUGAAUUUCAAAAUCUUAUGGAAUCACAAACAUAUACCCUCCAUUUUAUUUGACUUCACUAGUCAAUUUGUAUUAAUGUAUCUACGCUAUUUCUGUUCAUUCAGAGGCAGACGAAGACACUGUCACAUUCUUUAUGAAAGUAAUGAGGCCAUCCUUUAUCUGCAGGACCCAGUUCCAAGGCCAGGUUGGGGUAUGUGGGCAAUGUGUUAAUUCAUGUAGAUUGGUGUUUCUAACCUAACAAAACCCCAUGUGGCUGAGAUGUGGGAAGGAUUGGCAUGUCCCUAGCACUCAACCCAAGCUGUAGAUAGUAAAGGGAGCCUUGUUGAAUUUCAAAAUCUUAUGGAAUCACAAACAUAUACCCUCCAUUUUAUUUGACUUCACUAGUCAAUUUGUAUUAAUGUAUCUACGCUAUUUCUGUUCAUUCAGAGGCAGACGAAGACACUGUCACAUUCUUUAUGAAAGUAAUGAAAAAUGCCUUUAUUUUGAGAAA
Molecule: messenger RNA, 3204 nt
Organism: Vitis vinifera (wine grape)
Lineage: Eukaryota; Viridiplantae; Streptophyta; Magnoliopsida; Vitales; Vitaceae
Product: pentatricopeptide repeat-containing protein At5g25630
Exons: 4
Coding region: 398-2308 (636 amino acids)
Molecular function (GO): protein binding
Source: RefSeq, a predicted model, not a curated record